AUGGAGGAUUGUGUUUACUUUGAAUUCAACUCUUCGAACCAAAUUAUAUUGAAGGACGAAAUUGAAGCAGCUGCCACUCCAAUCACCCUUAUCUCGCUCUCUUCACUUCUUAAAAAUAUGGCAACUCCCGUAAGGUUCUCGAGCUGUAGAGGCGUUGCCUUUGAAGUGAAAGCUGAGGAACAUCAACUCUCCCAUCAAAGUAGUGUCUCCUUUACAACAUUCCUUUCAUCUUCAUCUUCACUAAGAAGAUCACUGAGCAAACCAAGCAGCCAUUUCUGUGACAUUGACCCUGACCAACAAAAACUCCAACCCCUCUCUGACGAAGACGAGAAUGAGAUGCAAUCACUCGAACAAGGACACUACGUUCCACCCCCACAAAACCCCUCUCCCCCUAACCCAAAAUCAAGGCUCUCCGUCAUCCUCCUCGACCAAGGCCUCUUCACCCUCUACAAACGCCUCUUCAUUCUCUCUGUUUCAUUAAACAUAACUGCCCUCAUUCUCGCCCUCACUCGCAAUUUCCCUUAUGCAAGAAACAACCCUGCUCUGUUUUCAAUCGGCAACAUAUUCAUGUUGUGUCUUUGCCGAAGUGAGGCGUUUUUGCGUGUACUAUUUUGGUUAAGCGUCUCAAUUAUUGGAAGAUCAUGGGUCCCUCUCUGUGUCAAAACCUCCCUAACUUCUCUCCUACAGAGCUUAGGUGGCAUCCAUAGCGGCUGUGGAGUUUCCUCCAUUGCAUGGCUUGUGUACGCAUUAUUAAUACAGAUUCUCAAGGACCCAGAAAACGCGUCCCCAGCCAUCAUUGCAGUUGCCUCAGCAAUUCUAGCCCUUCUAUGCCUAUCUUCAUUAGUCUGGGCCUUCAUUAUUUUAAAAUUGACUUACGACCCAAUUACCAAAUCAUACACUAACCACCUCGGUUCCCGUUUGGUUAAGAAUCAGGAAUUUUGGUUCACAGCCGCAAUCACUUUCCUAAUUAUUCUCCCCUGGGUUACGGUCAGGCGCGUUCCUGUUCAAAUCUCUGCCCCUUCCGGACAUGCCUCGAUUAUCAAAUUCAACGGUGGGGUCCAACCUGGGUUAUUGGGCCGAAUCAGCCCAUCGCCGUUAUCAGAAUGGCACGCAUUUGGGAUCAUUUCCGAUGGCCAAAAAGAGCACAUGAUGUUAGCCGGAGCAGUCGGCGAUUUCACGAAAUCUUUGGUGUCGAACCCACCGACCCACUUGUGGGUCCGUGGGGUCCACUUCGCCGGACUUCCUUAUUUGGUGAAUAUGUACGAGAGAGCUCUGGUGGUAGCGACGGGAUCUGGGAUCUGCGUGUUUUUGUCGUUUCUGAUACAGAGAAGUAGGGCUGACGUGUAUUUGGUGUGGGUUGCCAAAGGGAUCGAGGAGAAUUUCGGUAAGGAGAUUAAGGAGAUGGUAAACGGGUACCCGAAGGAGAAGGUGAUAAUUCACGACACGAAGGUUUCCGGGCGGCCAAAUGUGGCGGAGCUGACAGUGAAGGCGGCCGGAAAAUGGAAAGCGGAGGUGGUGAUUGUUACGAGUAAUCCGGAAGGAAGUAGAGAUGUGGUGAAUGCGUGUAAGAGGUCUGGAAUUGCGGCUUUUGGUCCGAUUUGGGAUUCCUGAAACAUGGAAGGAAACUCACAC
Cucurbita pepo subsp. pepo (vegetable marrow) is the source of this 1632-nucleotide messenger RNA. The record is from RefSeq and is a predicted model, not a curated record. NCBI's taxonomy places the organism in Eukaryota, Viridiplantae, Streptophyta, Magnoliopsida, Cucurbitales, Cucurbitaceae.